AUGUCACUGGACGUGUUAUUUGAGGUUUGUCUUACUUGUGGAUGUACCGUGGAAAUUUCUCUACUAGAAGUUCACACUGCAACAUGUGUGAAAGCAGUGGAACGUUCUACUUCAACUUCUGCUCGGAGACCAAAGCUUGCUGUUGACAUUGAUUUACUGAAAGGGUACUUAGACCAGAGAGUCCCUGUUGCAAAGAUUGCUGAAUUGCUGAAGAUCAGCAGAAGAACUUUGUUCCGAGUUUUAAAGGAGACACAUCUUACAGCUAGACCGAAUUACACAAAGAUUGGCGCUACAAUAUCUGAUGAACAACUAGACACAUACCUCACAAAUAUGUUACGAUGCAACCCAAAGUUUGGUUUGCAGAUGUUCAAAGGCUGCACCAUUUCAAAAAAUGUUGUUCUCAAGCAAAAUCAACUGCGCGCAAGUUAUGGGAGAGUCAGGCAAAUGGAAAAUGCACCUAUGAUUCAACGGAUAAAGCGUCGGGUUUACAAAGUAAGAGCUCCACUGUCAUUGUGGCAUAUUGACGGCCACCACAAAAUGGAUCGCUAUGGGUUCAUUAUACACGGAGCCAUCGAUGGUUAUUCGCGCUUAAUCGCCUAUAUUUCCUUGGAAAAUAACAAUUUUUCUGAAACUGUGAUCGGCUUAUUCGAGAAAGCAGUCAACGAGUGGGGCUGUCCCGCAAGCGUAAGGUCCGAUCAUGGCGGUGAAAACGUUCUAGUUGCUGAUUUUAUGAUGAUGCAAGAGGGGCAGAUGGAAACAGAUGACAUUCUUAACGUAGACUCGGAUGUAGACCUUUUUUGCCUCCACAUAGUUGGCUAUGAUUUGAUUCAACGCUCGUUACAGACUUUUCGGGAAGCAUGGAACUGCCAUCCUAUUCGAACCGAAAAGUACCAGUCUCCUAUGGAGCUAUAUAUUAAAGGAUUAGAGAUGUUGAAGGAGGAACACGAAGCCGGAGUUCUUGAUGAUGAACCAAUGGAACUCAUUCAGGGGAAAAAACUGAAGCCGCUUUCUGAAUGGUCCGGUUACGCUGAUGCAUUUCAUAGAUGUGUGGUUGACAAGUUCCCAAUCAAUAUUUCGAAAGACCAAGUUUCCUGCUUGGAAGCCGUUAUUAAUCCGAAAUCAGUUGAAAUUUGGAAUCUUCGAAACAAGUUUAUUCAACUUAAGGCAUGUGUCUUUGCGUUCGUGGGUCGACCCAUUGUGAUGAGCGAAAUGCUGGGUUUUGACAACGGAAACCUUAUGAUAUUUUAUGAUAUUAUGCGUGAAUGUGAACCUGUGGCUUUAUACUUACGUUUUAUAUGGAUCAGGCAGGUUAAAGUUAAAGCUGUACAAUACGUAAAGUUAGUGUUAUUCGAAUGUUCUGGACAUUUACAUGGAACGAAUGGAGACUACCAAGACUAA
Daphnia carinata is the source of this 1398-nucleotide messenger RNA. RefSeq lists its product as uncharacterized. NCBI's taxonomy places the organism in Eukaryota, Metazoa, Arthropoda, Branchiopoda, Diplostraca, Daphniidae. The transcript has 11 exons. Gene Ontology annotation, biological process: DNA integration. The coding region runs from base 1 to 1398 and encodes 465 amino acids. The record is from RefSeq and is a predicted model, not a curated record. Gene Ontology annotation, molecular function: nucleic acid binding.